UUGAUUUUUAAAAAUGUUUUACUGUCUAUGUCUAUACAAAUAUUAUAUAUCAUUUAAAACCCUAUAUCGUACCUAUCUUUGUGUAGUUGCUGAAAUGAUUAAAACACAGUGUGCUUUACAAGUUGUUUGCUGAAUAAAGCACGAUUCACGACAUCUGCCUCUACUUUCCAGCCUGAAAGUCCUUACUGUUUGGUUGCUAGGUGUAUUAGCGUCCUAUCUGUGUAGGGUUGCUAGCUAAUGGCUAGUUUGCUAAUAGCAGCGUAAGUGAAACCCACAUGCCGUGUCGAAAAUGGAUUAUAUAAAUUCCAGUUGCGGAUGAGCACGCUAUAACGAUAUAAACCUAUAUUUACCAAAUGCAUAUGUAAAACGUAGGUGUUUGGACGUUUUUUGGGGCACUCACAUGAGUUCCAGUGAGGCAGCCAAGAUGGGGGACAUCUUGGCAACAGAAGCAGAUCUUCUUGGGAUGGUCAAGGAGUACCUUAAGUUCGAGGAAUUUGAAGAGACUGUUCACAGUUUUGAAAAGGACUGCAAAAACAAAGGCAAGCUCGUCUCAAAGCCUCAAGGAAGUACUCUCAGAGACUCAAAGACUCGUGUUAUCCAGAAAGACCUCCUUGGCUGUUUUGACGACGGAGACAACAAAGUGUUCUUUGAACUGUGGACUGAGAAUAUUCCCUCUGAGGUUAAAGACACAGACGCUGAGGCCCAGAGCCUGGAGUUCUACCUCUACAUCCACUUCACCAUCUUCCCACUGAGGAGGCACCCUGGUAGACAUGACCGGGCUGAUUUUGAGGAGAGGAUUUCCCACUUUAAGCAGUACCUGGAGACUCGUGGAGCAUCAUUGAGCCAGACCGCAGAGUUCCUGCCUUACUAUGCUUUGCCUUUUGUUCCCAAUCCCGCUGUCCAUCCGUCCUUCAAAGAUCUUUUCCAGGAUUCCUGGUUACCACAGUUGAAGGAUAAACUGGAGCAGUUUCUAUCAGUGACACUGAAGUCAUCCAACACCCCACGGCUGCUGAAUUUAUAUAAGGAAGGAGGAAGGAGCACUAAGGAGGCCAUACAGCAGUUACAGCUCCAACUGGUUGAAUCAGACAGACGCAUAAAUAGUUACGUACGUAAAUUCAACAAGAUGCAGGCCGACUACCACAACCUGAUUGGAAUCACUGCUGAGCUGGUCGACUCGUUGGAGGCCACUGUCAGCGGAAAAAUGAUCUCCCCUGAGUACCUGCAGAGUGUGUGUGUCCGCCUGUUCAGCAGCCAGAUGAGGCAGAGUGUUGUGCAGAGCACUGACUUCACCAGACCUGGCACUGGAUAUUACUCUAUGAGUCCCUAUGAUGACGGAUAUGCCUCCUCGUUGCUUCGAGCUUCCAUUGCACCACAGAGACCUAAAGAGGUGCCAAUGCUGCCCUCGCUAGACUAUGAAAAGCUAAAGAAAGACCUGGUUGAAGGCUCAGACAGACUCAGGGCUCUGCUGCUUCAGGCGCUGCGCUGGAGACUGACUCGCUCUCUGCCUGGUGAACAAAGAGACACCGUGCUUCAGGCCUUCAUCAGUAACGAUCUGCUGGAGCGCUACAGGCAAACACAGAAAACUGUGCUUCAUUUAAUGAGAUCGAGGAACGAGAUUGUCCGCCAAUACAUGGCUCGUCUCAUCAAUGCAUUCGCUUCCCUUGCCGAGGGUCGGGUUUACCUCUCCCAAAUCCCCAUUCUGCUCAAACUUCUAACAGAGGCACUCAGGAUGGAGGAAAAAGACUCUGUUACAAGAGAGAACGUGCUAGUGGCUCUGCAGAAGCUCAGCCUCAGGAGGAGCCAGCAGACGGCCAUGAUAGCAGACGAUCUGAUUGGCUGGCUGGUGGAUGAGCUGCAGGACUCUGACUGCCUGAGUGACUACACCCUGGAGUACUCGGCUGCUCUGCUCAUGAACCUGUGUCUGCGAACAAAAGGAAAAAGGAAAUGUGCAGAGAACGCCAAGCAUGUGCUCAAGGUUCUAACUGACCUCCUUGGACAUGAGAACCAUGAGAUUCGACCGUAUGUGAAUGGAGCCCUGUACAGUAUCCUGUGUAUUCCCUCUGUGAGACAGGAAGCCAAAGAGAUGAGUGUGGAGGAGAUCCUCCGCUGCUACAGCAAAGAGGAGAACCCAGACCUCAACAGACAGAUCAAGUUCAUCAUUAAACAGUUGAACUCAGCUGAUGAUGAGGGGCCAGAAUCUGACGAUGAAGAAGAAGAGGAUGACAACGAUGAAGAUUUAAUGGAGACAGAACUUGAAGUAGAGGAAGUUCUCCAGCCACAGCCAAGGGAACUGUCUGGAGAGAGUCUGCUCACCACUGAGUACCUUGGAAUCAUGACCAACAUGGCAAAAGUGAAGAAGAAGUCGACCCCUCAGCCGCCAGCAAGUGUUGAUGAACCGCUUCAACGGCCAGUCACCCCUAGUUCUCAUCGCAACGCCAAUGCAAUGGAUUAUCGAUCAGGCAGUGAGGGGGGGGGAGGCAGCAGGGACAGGGAAUCCCCCCACAACAGACAGAAAAGCGAGGAAGGAAGUCUGCCUCCUUCUCGAUACAACUCCCGUCCUCCUACACGCUCGGGCAGUCGCCCCAGCACCGCUGACUCCCUGCGUCACAGUGUCGGUGAACUCGGAGUGCGGCCGGUUGUCCCAGGAGUCAGAGUUGGAUGGGCCAUAUCAAGGGCAAGCCAGAAAAGGACAUUCCCAGGAGGAAAACAAUGGACACUCUGCCCGAACCUAGAGGACAUCAUCAUAAAUUGUCUUUCAGAGCCGCUCACCACCACUGCAAUGACGAAGAAAGAAAAAGUCUCUAUGGGUCCCCAUUGCCAUUUUUGUUAAAGAAGGGUGUACACUAAAAUGAACAAAGAACAACAAGGCUCUGCAUGAAAAGGAAAACAACCACAACAAUAUAUGCAACACAGUAUUGGCUUAUGAUACCUGCCGUCUGACACAACAUUAACAAAAUGAAACUGCAGUAUUUCAAUGACAAGCCUUCGACUUGUGUGCUUCAUGGUCAGUUGUUUGUUUGAAACUACUAUUAGACAGCCAGAGUAAAGUGGUCAACUAAUAUAUGAGGUUCAUGUUGAACUCUUAGAUGUGUGUCUGCGUAUUUGUGUGUCUGCGGAGAGAGCUGGCAAGAGUGUUGUUGUACACCGAUGGGUGACUCAGCAUUGCCAAGCUGCUCUGUGAGACUGUGACAUGCGUUUAAACGAGGACUUCCCACAAAGAGACCCAUUCAAUCAAACCUCCCCUGCUUCUCCUCUCCUUCAAAUCCCUAAGGAACUUGACUCCUGAAUCCCGCCAAGAGCAAUGAUUCCCAGGAAACCGCUUCAGUUAUCCAACCCCCCCAUCACCCCAUACUCCCAACACACGUACAAACACCCCUACCAAAAAGACUUAAAUGGCCUCAUUUCACCCCAAUUCCAAGGCAAGUCUUUGAUAUUUAGGUGAAUAGAAUCUUAGCAACACAGCAAUUUGGCAAAUAUCAAAAGAGAAUAUAUAUAUAUAUAUAUAUUUCUGUGUUUGUUGUUAGGUUAAUGAAUUCCCUUUUUUGUUUUGUUUACUGGAAAAGCUCAUUCAGUAUCAGUGGAAGGGCCAGGAAGGCUUUUGUGUUCCAGACAUCAAAGUUACACUCUGUGGCUAUUUAUGCAAAUGUUUUACAAAUUAUAAAAUAUACAUGCAAAUCUCAGUUCCCUUCUCCACAGGACAGACAGAGCUUAUGGACGAUGUUAAAGCCCUUAACUUCCUUUAUGAACAUCCAGUUAUUCCAGAUGAUAUCAGGGAUGAUGGAUGUGAAUACUGUGAGCAGAAACAAGAAUGAGCUGAAAUCCAUCCAUCUAUUAUUGUAUGGGAUUGCUCUCAGGAUGUAGGUCAUUUGGCUCCUACCUGAUAUGGACAUAAGUGUGGGCCUUUGUGUGACUGAAGGCAGAAGAGUCAUUUAUUCAAUAUGAUCCUGUUUCUCAGACUCACACGGGCAUGACAAGAAAUUAUUCUUUGAAUUUAGUAAACUAUUGCAGCCUUUUUGCAAUGCGUGCUAUGCAUUGGAAGCUGUAAUAUAGAUGCAAAAUAUUGUGUCAUUUGUAUAAUAGGGGAUAACUUUGUGCCAUGCCAGCUACUGGCUGACACAAGGGAAGUCGAUGUUAUCAAGUGUCAAGGGCAAGAGGGUUGUCCAAGGUUGAUGUUGCACGCAGUAACGCUGUCCUAUCUGUGCUAUGAAACCUUCUGUGAAAUGAGAUGUGUUCAUGGGCGUCGGGUCUCACAGCGACUGAGAAGCUCACCAGAUAGAAAAUGAUUAUUCUAACUGUAAGAAAUAAGAUUGGCUUGAAUAAAAAGUAACUAAAGAUGAUCAAUAAAGGAGAGGUUUCAUUCAUAUGAAUAUACCGUUUAGUUACCUAUAUCUGUAAUCACCUUUUUGUAUCAUAGUGUUUAUUUUGAUUAGUGAAACAGCUGGAGUUAUUGAUGUUAUAUAUCAUUAUAGCUACAAAGAAAAACUCACCAUUUAUUUCUUCCUUUCCCUUUCC
Eleginops maclovinus (Patagonian blennie) is the source of this 4512-nucleotide messenger RNA. Its product is annotated as lisH domain-containing protein ARMC9. Gene Ontology annotation, cellular component: ciliary basal body; centriole; ciliary tip. The record is from RefSeq and is a predicted model, not a curated record. The transcript is spliced from 25 exons. Gene Ontology annotation, biological process: cilium assembly. Bases 401 to 2830 code for a protein of 809 amino acids. Gene Ontology annotation, molecular function: protein binding. Lineage: Eukaryota; Metazoa; Chordata; Actinopteri; Perciformes; Eleginopidae.